Molecule: messenger RNA, 1798 nt
Organism: Nannizzia gypsea CBS 118893
Lineage: Eukaryota; Fungi; Ascomycota; Eurotiomycetes; Onygenales; Arthrodermataceae
Exons: 5
Coding region: 425-1798 (457 amino acids)
Source: RefSeq, a predicted model, not a curated record
AUGUUGAGUGUUGAUAGAGCCGAAGGCACAAUCACAAGCAUUGCACAGCUUAUGCAGCCAAGCCACCCAUGCCACCUCGCUGAUGCAAGAGUUGCAGGGGUUAUGUGCAAAAGAACGGCAUGGCAUCCCAUUGGCGAAGCAAAGCAUCAUCUUCUUAGAGAACUUGAAAAUUUAUAUUGGGACGGAGUUGAGCAUGAGCUGGAGGCCGUACUUCUAGCACUGAAGGCAUGGCAACUUCCUGAGAACAGCGACAUCAAACUUGAAGACGAGUCUGACAGCUCCAUCCAUGUCUUCGGCACAUUUUUCAACAAGGUUAGCAAUGACAGUAAAGCACUCGCGGUGGACGAUACUUGUUUAAAAAAAGAUGCCGGGAAAACUUUUAUACAAGAGCAUUCUAAAUUACUAGCGAAGGCAUUAGGCCAGAAUGCCACAAAACUCAAGCGAGAUAUCAAGACGGGAGCAGAAGCCAUCGCGGCUCUUGAUGUCAACUCUCCAAUUCUCCAACGUAGGGCAAGAUUGCUCUUGCAGGGCCUCGGGCUUCUGGAUAUUGAGAAACUUGUCGAGCAUCGACCUGCCCCAAAUCGUCUCCCGUUUUGAAAACGGCCUGCGAUACCACAACUCAGAUUGGACCAAUGCACUCCAACUGCAUGGUGUUCCUCUCAACCUAUUCCCUGUUGAUAAAGGAGCCGAACACCGCAAAGGAGGCAUUGGCAAGAUCUCAUGUGGCCUACUGAAACUUGGGGACGUGGUAGCAGAAGCGAAAUAUAAUAAUAUGCGAACCGUUAUUACAAAGCCCACAAGGAAAAAAGGUCCAAGAUGGGGCAGCCCAACCUUCUGUGAUGCUCUGCUUCCGCUCUCGACAUUCGCUCCUCUGGUAUCUCCACCUAACUAUGAUGCCAGCCCCCUCUAUGUUAUGAGCUUUGUCACUCGUUCAGCUGGCUAUGCCAGAUCGAAGACAAAAUUCAAAUUUGAAGCUCUAGUCGGAUUAACAGAAGAAUACCUCUUCCAGUUUUAUUUUGGCCUCCACGAUGAUGUUGAUAUAAUUGACACACAGCAAGAAUAUUGGUAUGACUGGGGAUGUUUCGGAACACACCUUUACCUCUACCAAGAUCUAUUUCCCUGGGAUUGCAUAGAGGCCAAUGGCCGACACCCAGCUAACUGCGGUGACUGCAAUUUAUUAAAGCAUUACCCACCUAAGAUAGACCAAAGAACUGUCAGUGAUAGAUACUGGAUCCGAAAUAGAUUGCUCACUCUCUGUGCAAAUGGAAAGCUCUCACAUUCUGCUGUUUCAAUGUGCAAGAACCCAGCGUUUCGUAGAUGCACGGAAUGGCUUCAUACCCAAACAGAUCCGGCUAUGGAUCGGCUUAAACUUGGUGGAAUUCAGCGCGCACAAUCUUUCAGCCGUUAUUAUGACCAGGGCCAAUAUAAAUACUUCUUUGCAGCACCAUGGGCGCACCUGAGCCUGGAUAAUCUAAUAGAGCAGUACGAACUCUCGCGCGAUUACAGGGCAAAUCUCUGUGACGUUGAUGAAGUAGAGGCAGGCUCCAUCGGAAGUGGUGCAGAGGAUGGGAGAAAUUCCAAACUGGUUUACAAAUUUCAAGAUAUCGUUACUUAUAUAUUGAACGAAAGGCUCUAUCCCGUGAAAAUUUUAGUUUCUCGAUAUACAUGGGAUGACAAGAAUCCCGGCACUCACCCCUACACUGUGAGCAAACCCACCACCGUAUACCGCUACGCAGAAGCACUUCCUUACACCCCGCGCAGCACAUGGGCUGUUGGGCCAAGCAGUGAUAAAUCAUAG